CCACUCCUCCCACUCCUUAGGCAUGGACCUCUCUGCCAAUCAGGAUGAGGAAGGAGACCAGGAAGUGUUCCAGCUGGAGAUGAGUCGUGAAAACAGGAAGUGUGCCUUCCGGACGGCUGCAGGGAAGUACUGGACCCUGACAGCUACUGGAGGACUGCAGUGUACUGCCUCCACCAAGUCUGCUAACAGUCAUUUUGAUCUGGAGUGGAGAGAGGGGCGUGUCUCUCUGAGGGCAGCCAAUGGGAAGUUCGUCAGCGCCAAGAAGAACGGUCAGCUGGCCGCUACUGUCGACAACGCAGGAGACGCAGAGCAGUUCCUGAUGAAGCUGAUAAACCGUCCAAUCAUCGUCCUCCGCGGAGAGCACGGCUUCAUCGGGUGCCGCAAGGUUGGCAUGGCAACGCUGGAUUCUAACCGCGCCUCCUACGACGUCUUCCAGCUGGAGUUCCACAACGGAGCCUACGCCCUGAAAGACUCCCAGGGGAAGUACUGGUGUGUUGGAGAGGAAGCUGCUGUGGUGUCCAGCAGUGCCACGCCCAUCCACUUCCUGUUUGAGUUCUGCGACUAUAGCAAGAUGGCGGUGCGAGCGGCCGGGGGGCGCUACCUGAGGGGCGACCACGCCGGCGUCCUGAAGGCCAACGCCGACACAUUGGAGAGCGCCACCCUGUGGGAGUACUGAGAAGCCAGGAGCCAGACACAGGGUGUCUGUGUGUGUGUCUCUCUGUGUGUGUCUGUGUCUCUGUGUGUGUGUGUUGAAAAGCAAAAGAGAAUUCUAAAUGUGUUCCAGAAACUGGAUGUGUCUUUUGGGUGUCUGGAAUUGUUUUUGGAAUCCUUUAAUUGGGAAACUGGGUUCCUACCUUUUGUAAUACUGGAGUAACGCCUAAAUGGCUCCCCCUUAUCAUACUGGUGCAACGUGAUAAUGUGUCCCCAGUCCCCUUGCUUUUUUACUGUGUCAUCUCAGUGUUGAAAACUGGAAAUCAUCUGAACUGGAGACGUCUGUCUAGGACUUGGGGGUUAGUUUGGGGUCCGGGUUAGGGACUAGGACAGGAGUAGGUUAGGGUCUGGAUUAGGGCAGACAGGGUUAGAGGUGGUUGUUUCUGGCUAACUGUCAUUCAUCAUCUCCUCUCAAUGGGAGUUAGAACUGGAUAAUCUGGCCCUCAAAGAUGGAGGCCUUUCAUAGUGUUUGCUGAGAUUACAGAUUAAACUUUAGGAUUAGACGACAGAUCGUAUGAGCAGAGAGACUCUGGGUCUGACAGCCAGGAGGUUGAUAGAAACCUCACUUGUGUUGGUGGAAAUGGGACCAGGUCGGUCAAGGUGCUGAGUGGUGAAAAUGGGAUCAGGUCAGUCAAGGUGCUGAGUGGUGGAAAUGGGACCAGGUCUCCACAGAGACGGAGGAGCAGGUUUGACCCAGUUCCAGUCUGUUCUGUUCCCUCCCCUAGCUCCCUUUCCUAGCUGCCUUCACUUGUCUCCCAUGCAUGUGUGUGUUUGGGGGGGGGGGGCGAGGAAGUAUGGACAGAAGAAAGGGAGGAAGGGAGGGAAGUGUAGAGGGAGGGUGUGAGGGAGGGUGAGAGCAAGGGUGAGAGGGAGGUAGGAUGAAAGGAAGGAAGGAUGGGAGGGAGGAUUGAAAAACAGGGAUGUGAUCCAGUUAGGUUAAGAGUGUGUCAGAGCCAUCAUACUUGCACACACGAAUACAUGAUGACACACUCUGAAACGGUCUUGUCAUGCACUUCAUCUCUCUUUCUCACUUCAGAAAAGGCUUUAUUGACAUGAAAUACAAUUGUAAAUGUUGCCAAAUCAACUAUUUCUCCCCCCCUCUCUUUCUGUCUCUGUCCCCCCCUCUCUCUGUCUCUGUCAUUGUGAAGUCACAGUGAAGUUGUCUGGGGACAGACUGGAGUUCUAGAAUGUAGGAUUGGUGUGCCUGUGUGAUCCUGUCCAUGAUGACAAGCACAUUUUUGUAGAGAUGAAACGUUUAGUCCAAGACCGAGGGCUCCUAUUGGUCCUCCAUGUGCACUAAGGGGAAAUGUUAUUGGUUCAGGCUGUGCCUUGUUUGGAAUAGAAUGAAUUAUGUGUUUUGAUGAUUCCAUGCAUAUUUAAAAGAUUGUUUUGUUACACUUCAACUUUAAGAAGUCAACGGAUCUCUUUAGCCAAUCAGCAGAUAGUUCAGCUAUGAGAGAAUUGUAGCCUGGGAGAUAAAGCAUUGAGAUCCAGUUUCUGUUUAUGUGUCUGAACAUCUUUUGAGGGGCAAACAAAUGUUACAGUUAAAAAGAGGAUUUGGAACUGAAUCCAUUCAGUCCAAAACUCCAAAUAAAGUUUUGUCUGUUGACAGUGGAAAACGAAAA
Hypomesus transpacificus is the source of this 2336-nucleotide messenger RNA. RefSeq names its product fascin actin-bundling protein 1b (gene fscn1b). NCBI's taxonomy places the organism in Eukaryota, Metazoa, Chordata, Actinopteri, Osmeriformes, Osmeridae. The record is from RefSeq and is a predicted model, not a curated record. The transcript is spliced from 4 exons. Gene Ontology annotation, biological process: actin filament bundle assembly; establishment or maintenance of cell polarity; cell migration. The coding region runs from base 23 to 676 and encodes 217 amino acids. Gene Ontology annotation, cellular component: growth cone; actin cytoskeleton; cytoplasm. Gene Ontology annotation, molecular function: actin filament binding; protein-macromolecule adaptor activity.